AUGGAGCACCUCAGUGAAUUCGUGUCCAAGUCGUUUCGUCAGCAGGAGUGUUUCUCCACUGAACACGCCGGAAUUUUCCGGGAUCAGCCAGUGGACGGCCGAGUGUCGCCGAACAGAAAAUUGAGCAAUUUCGGGCGCCCUGGCGUCCACCAAGGUUCUGCAGGCUUCGGCAUCCUCGCCAAUUUGGCAAGUCGUGGACCUACGCGAAUAUCUCGAGUGGGGGAAUAUCGGCUAUCAAGUCCUCUGCUCACAUCGUUGGACUUGCAAGCCGGAGAAAUGAACUCGGGCAACGCUGCGAGUUUGUCCGCUAUUCGACGGAGUUUGCAGCAAAUGCCGACUCAGGCGUCCAUGCUGAACCAACUCAGACCUACGCGAAUAUCUCGAGUGGGGGAAUAUCGGCUAUCAAGUCCUCUGCUCACAUCGUUGGACUUGCAAGCCGGAGAAAUGAACUCGGGCAACGCUGCGAGUUUGUCCGCUAUUCGACGGAGUUUGCAGCAAAUGCCGACUCAGGCGUCCAUGCUGAACCAACUCAGUUCAGUCAUGAAUUGGCCGAAUUUUACGUUGCCCUUGGGAUGGCAGCGGUCUUUGUUUGACAAAAUGAACUCACAGGUGAAUUCGAUGACCGCGGAAGAGUUGAGAACAACUCCGACUCGCGAACCGAGUUCAGAUCCGAAAAUGUUCAGGAUGACCGAGCAGGAUAACAAUCGGAUCGAGUCUCCCGAGAACGAGGUGACUGUUGACGUGGAGGAGUCCGACAUUAAAGAAUCGGACGGAAGUCCGGAAACCAUAGACGUGCAGGGUAAUGACGCGGACUUUUCGCCCGGCAAAUCCAUCAGCACGCCGUCGGAAGACGAAGUGAAUCACGACAAGGAGCAAAUGUCGCGGGUGUGUCGCAAGGCUGACUCCUUCGACGCGCUCAAUAAGCAGUCGUCGCUGACGUCUGACGCGACCCAGCUUGACCCGUCGUCCAACGACGAGCGGGACGUGGAUAAGUUCGACAAUCGACAGGCGUCCGCGUCACCGCCGCCAGUCAAUCAUGGGGCGGCGAAAGUCAAGCAACGUCGGUCGAGGACCAACUUCACGCUGGAGCAGCUCAACGAGCUGGAGCGGCUCUUUGACGAGACUCAUUACCCAGACGCUUUCAUGAGGGAGGAGCUGAGUCAGCGCCUCGGGCUCUCAGAAGCUCGUGUUCAAAAAUAUAAACCGAAGGAAUAA
Messenger RNA from Notodromas monacha, 1215 nucleotides. Lineage: Eukaryota; Metazoa; Arthropoda; Ostracoda; Podocopida; Cyprididae. The record is from the annotation of a GenBank genome assembly.